AUGACUACAGACUCCACCGCCCCCAGCGUCGCCGGUAAAUGUGCGUCAUCAGGAGACGCCGAGCGUCACCGUUUCCUGGCGAUAGGCUCCGCCCCCUCGCGGUGCCCCCCCGACGCUCUUCCGAUCUCGGAGGACCCGGGGCUGCAGGCGUGUGCGGCCAGGAAGGUGAAGCUGGAGCUGAAGGAGCGGAAGGAGAAGAAGCAGAAAGUGGACGAGGACGAGAUCCAGAAGAUGCAGAUCCUGGUCUCCUCCUUCUCCGAGGAGCAGCUGAACCGGUACGAGAUGUAUCGCCGCUCUGCCUUCCCCAAGGCCGCCAUCAAACGGCUCAUCCAAUCCAUCACCGGCACCUCCGUGUCCCAGAACGUCGUCAUUGCCAUGUCGGGCAUCUCCAAGGUGUUUGUUGGAGAGGUGGUGGAGGAAGCUCUGGAUGUGUGUGAGAAGUGGGGGGAGCUGCCCCCCCUGCAGCCCAAGCACAUGAGGGAGGCUGUCCGGAGGCUCAAGGCACGUGGGCAGAUCCCCAACUCCAAGUACAAAAAGAUCAUCUUCCACUGAGAGAGGCUGAAAUGAGCUUCCUGUAGGACCUUCCCACAUGGACUUUUCCAUAUGGCCCCUUUGGGGUGGCCUAUGGGACCCCAGGGAUGUCCCUGCUGUCCCUGCCCACACUGGGCAGAGCCUGUAUGCACCCUUGACCUGGACUUGAGGUCUCAACACAGCAGGGAGAGGAAUAUCCAGGGGCUACAGAGCAUUUCCUGCUGGCCCAGAUGUGUGGCUUUUUUUUUUUGUA
Messenger RNA from Ficedula albicollis (Collared flycatcher), 784 nucleotides. It is a transcript of the gene TAF11, whose product is annotated as TATA-box binding protein associated factor 11. Gene Ontology annotation, cellular component: nucleus; transcription factor TFIID complex. Lineage: Eukaryota; Metazoa; Chordata; Aves; Passeriformes; Muscicapidae. Gene Ontology annotation, molecular function: protein heterodimerization activity; transcription coactivator activity. The transcript is spliced from 5 exons. Gene Ontology annotation, biological process: RNA polymerase II preinitiation complex assembly; transcription initiation at RNA polymerase II promoter. The coding region runs from base 1 to 552 and encodes 183 amino acids. The record is from RefSeq and is a predicted model, not a curated record.